AUGGCCGCCACCGGCAGUGCACAGAUCUAUGAGGGGCUGAACCACGCAACCGCGAUGCCGGAGCAGCGCAAGGGCCCUCGCUGGCACCUCAUCGGUGCCGGCGUGGCGCUGCUGGCGGUCGCGGGCGUGGCCGCCAAGGCGUACGCGUCCUCCGGGGCCCUGUUCUCCGCCAGCGCCGGGCGCGGAGGCGAGAUUCAGGAUUGGGAGGAGCUCCCAGGGAUGGACAAGGUCAUCAAGAAGGCGCAGUCCUUGACACUCAAGCACCCGCUCCGCAACUUGAAUGAUCUGUUCUACGACUCCCAGCCGGAGGAACUCCCUUGGAUCCGUACCGAAUGCGUGAUCGACACCGUUCAGGCAGCAGCCUACCUGGGCCAGGCCGUUGUUUUCCUCUACAAGGCCAUCGACUACAAUGGCCUCGAGUGCCCGGACAACUCCCCGGUGGGCUGCGCCGCGAGCGUGGCAGGCUUCAUCACAUCCAUCAGCUGGAUUGCCUCGUACUUGUCCUUCGCAGCCAACGCCUGCGGCCAGGCCGUGAACUCGGGCGCGCUCUGCGCAGGCGACUUCACGGCUCUCAUGGCCAAUUUUGGCGAGAUCGCCACGGUCGGUGCCGCAGUGAAGGCGGACUGCGACUUCGGCAAGAACGCGAUCAGCAUCCUCACGAAUCCGGACCCUGUCUCCCCACCCUGGGCCCAGUUCGUCCCCGGCGGCGCCGGACCCGAGGCCGAGAAGAUCCUUGCGAUCAAGGGCCACCAGGAGGCCAAGCGCAACAGGGACUUCGACAUCACGCAGUGCGUCAUGGACGUGACCAACUCCGCCUCCUACAUCGUGCGAGUCAUCCUUCAAAUUCGGGCGGCUGGCAGCGCCUGCCCAGACCCCAAGGCCUGUGCUGUCGGGAUCAUGAACAUCAUCUCCUCCUUCGCGUGGAUCUCCCAGUUCACAGCCUUGGCCGUGUCGGACUGCCAGGUGGGUGCCGACCAGAAGGCACUCUGCACAGCCGACAUAUCCGAAACUAGGAUGCCAAGCAGCGCCCUCGAUAUGGUUGCGGCUGUGACCAACGGCCCUGCAGCCGGCAUCGCCUCCACGUCCGACUGCGCGGACCUCUGUUAUGUGCCGGCGAUCAACAUUUGCCAGAGUGUCCUGAAGAUUUCCGAGAACUAUCCGAAGAUCAAAAAGGAUGUGCUUGAGAAAGCUCGGAGCCUCCUUCGGUCCUGA
Messenger RNA from Symbiodinium natans, 1212 nucleotides. NCBI's taxonomy places the organism in Eukaryota, Dinophyceae, Suessiales, Symbiodiniaceae. The record is from the annotation of a GenBank genome assembly.